AUGCCUACACUACUGCGAGACAUGGGCGAUUGCCACAACGAUGUCAAGCUUACCAAUGGGAUUGGCCAUACACAGAAUGGUCAUCAUGAUGGAAAUGAACCCGAGGAACUACUUGACGUAGUAGUGGUAGGAGCCGGCUUUGCAGGCUGUUAUCUGCUCUACAAAUUACGACAACAGGGCUUCAAGACGAAGAUUGUCGACGCAGCAUCAGACCUCGGAGGUAUUUGGCACUGGAAUACUUAUCCUGGAGCCCGUGUGGACAGCCAAUAUCCGAUUUAUGCCCUGUCGCUACCCGAGGUAUACGAAGACUGGAACUGGAGCUCACACUAUCCAGACCAUGUCGAGCUUAGACAAUAUUUCGCGCACGUGGACAAAAAGCUGCAGAUCAAGAAGGACACGGUCUUUAACUCGAAAGUCAUCUCGGCCGAUUUCGACGAGACUCGAAACCAAUGGUUACUGACUUGCGACACGGGCAGGAAAUUCCGCGCGACGCAUUUCAUCGCGUCGCUAGGGUUUGCGGCGAAGAGAUACUUUGGGGAAUGGGAAGGACUCGAUUCGUUCAAGGGCGUCAUUCACCACAGUUCAUUCUGGCCACACGAAGGGGUUCACGUCAAGGGUAAGAGGUGUGCGGUGAUCGGCACCGGGGCAACAGGGGUACAGAUCACGCAAGAGUGGGCUAGGGAAAUCGGCGACGAAGGCGACCUGAAGAUGUUUCAGCGGACGCCCAAUCUGGCAUGUCCCAUGAGACAGGUGUUCCUGACGGCAGAGGAGCAAGAAAAGGACAAGAAGAACUAUCCGGAGUUGUUCAACCAAAGAUGGGUAAAUUACAAUGGAUUCUUAUACCAGUUUCGAGCCGAGAAGAUGUUCGACGCCAGCCCUGAGGAGCGGCAGGAGAUGUUCAACAUGUUGUGGAAUAUGGGCGGCUUCCGCUUCCUCAUGAACAACUACUACGACAUGACACGCGAACUUAGCGCCAACCGCGAAGCGUACAACUUCUGGCGGGACAAAGUGCGGGAGCGGGUGCACGACACCAAGAAAGCGGCACUCCUGGCACCGUGGGACCCACCGCACCCAUUCGGCGCGAAGCGGCUGAGUCUGGAGCAAGACUUCUACGACCACUUCAACAAGGCCAACGUGCACGUGGUGGAUAUGAAGAGCAACCCGAUCGCACGCUUCACUAGCGAGGGGAUCGUGCAGACGGACGGGACGGAGCACGCGCUCGACGUGAUCGCGCUCGCGACCGGCUUCGACUCCAUCACCGGCGGCAUCAAGGACAUUGCGAUCCGUGGGCGAGACGGCGCCCUGCUUACCGAGAAAUGGAAGACCGGGACCUGGGCGUACCUCGGCCUGACGACGGCCGGGUUUCCGAACUUCUGGUUCACGUAUGGCCCGCACGCGCCGACGGCGUUCAGUAACGGGCCUUCUUGCGUCGAGUUGCAAGGUGACUGGCUGGUGGAUUUGUUCGUCGCCAUGCGUGACAAGGGUUAUACGCGUGCCGAUGCCGAUGUCGCUGCCGAGAAUGACUGGCGCGCCCUGGUCAAGGAGUUGAGUCUCAAGGGCGUCAGGGGCCAUACUGAUUCCUGGUAUAAUGGUGCCAACAUCCCGGGGAAACCGAGGGAGCCGUUGAAUUAUGCGGGUGGGAUCCCCAUGUAUAUCAAGACGUUGGAGGAGUGUAAAUCGGAGGGUUAUAAGGGUUUCAUCAUGCAGUAA
Exophiala bonariae is the source of this 1710-nucleotide messenger RNA. RefSeq lists its product as uncharacterized. NCBI's taxonomy places the organism in Eukaryota, Fungi, Ascomycota, Eurotiomycetes, Chaetothyriales, Herpotrichiellaceae. The record is from RefSeq and is a predicted model, not a curated record. Gene Ontology annotation, molecular function: oxidoreductase activity. Bases 1 to 1710 code for a protein of 569 amino acids. The transcript has 2 exons.